Messenger RNA from Rodentolepis nana, 102 nucleotides. The record is from the annotation of a GenBank genome assembly. NCBI's taxonomy places the organism in Eukaryota, Metazoa, Platyhelminthes, Cestoda, Cyclophyllidea, Hymenolepididae.
AUGGUCGAACUCCUAUUGGCCAACCGAGCUGACCUUGCGAUAACCAAUAGCCUUGGCCACAAUUGCCUUCAUCAUGCCGCCAUGUUGGGCAAUCCCGGGUGA